Molecule: messenger RNA, 2799 nt
Organism: Psylliodes chrysocephalus
Lineage: Eukaryota; Metazoa; Arthropoda; Insecta; Coleoptera; Chrysomelidae
Source: the annotation of a GenBank genome assembly
CCAAUACGUUAUUUCCAGCCCGUUCCACCUCUACCCGAAAAUGUAUUUAUACAUUGGGUGAAUAUGGAGGCACGGUAGAAUAGAAAACCGCGACACUACGUUUAAACGUAAAAUCAACAGAUCUGAAACCAGUUCGAGUGCCGCUUUGCUACGCCGAAAAACUUUUAAUACUUUUAUUACAGAACUUUUAGUUUGAAUCACUUGAAGCGUUGACUAAAGGGUUGAAAAGAUGAAUGAAGAAAUUGUAGUUAACACCGAAAACGGUAGAAUACGGGGUAAAAAGCAGAAAGACUACCACGGUGGUAGAUUUUACAGUUUCAGUGGUAUACCGUACGCCAAAGCCCCAGUUGGGGAGCUUAGAUUUAGGGCUCCUCAACCUUCAGAUCCAUGGGAAGAUAUCAGAGAUGGUACGAAAGAGGGAUACGAAUGUCCUUCGUUGGAUAUGUUCUUCGGAUAUCACGUCGGUAACGAGGAUAACUGUUUGAAUUUGAACGUUUACACCAAAGAGUUGCCAAAUGCCGAAAAUGACAAGAAGAAGCCAGUCAUGGUGUUCAUCCAUGGCGGUGGAUUUAUGUACGGCUCCAACAAGAGUGCCGUAAUUGGUCCGCAUUAUCUAAUGACAGAAGAUAUUGUAUUCGUUACAAUAAACUACAGGCUGGGUGUUUUCGGAUUUCUCAGUCUGGAAGAUCAAUCCUUGAACGUGCCUGGAAAUGCAGGACUAAAGGACCAAACCCUCGCCUUAAAAUGGGUCCAAAAGAACAUUCACAAUUUUGGAGGCGAUUCACAGAACGUUACUAUCUUUGGAGAGAGCGCUGGUAGUGCUUCCGUUCAUUAUUUGACAUUAUCUCCACUUACGAAAGGUCUCUUCCACAAAGCAAUCAUGCAAAGCGGCUGCGCCUUGAACCCUUGGGCAAGAGGAAGGAAAAAUUUUUCCGACAUCGCCAAAGCUAUGGGUUACAAGGACGUCGACGAGAAAACGUUAUUCCAAAAGCUUUGUAGAGCUAGCGCCAGAAGCUUGGUCAGCGCCCAAUUCAAAAUAGAAGAUUCUUUCUUCGCAAGCAUGGUCAGACCUCUGGGACCGGUCAUCGAAUGCCCACACGAAGGAGCCUUUUUGACAGAAGAUCCCGAAGAGAUCAUGAAAGCUGGAAAGAACCACCAAAUCCCAAUUAUCAUCGGCUACAAUUCUAGGGAAGGCUUGUUGUACGAAGUGAUCAGGAAAACUAGGACAGACGCCGAUCUACCAGAAAAUUUAGAAAAGGAUAUUCCUUACGACAUGAACAUUCCUGAAAAAAGCGGUAAAGCUAAGGAGGUCGCCGAAAGAAUAAAGGAGUUUUACUAUAAGGACAAUGAUCUGUCGGAAAAGAAUAUUAAUACGCGUUAUUUGAUGGUCGGAGACAUCCAAUUCGUGAAUGGUAUCCAAAAAACCAUCACCCUACUUAAGAACCACAGCAGCGCGCCAGUAUACGCUUACAGGAUGAGCGUAACUAGCUCGUUGAACUUCUUCAAAAAAUUCUGCGAAGUCAAAUACUUCAAAACGAUGAUUUUCUUCACCCUAAUGACGAAACUGUCGGGCGGUUCUUCGCUCAAGAACUUUUUCCAAAACAUGCGCGAGAAGUUACCGGUUAAACAGAUAGAUGGCGUUUCGCAUGCGGACGAUCUCUUUUACUUGUUCAGCACGUUCUUCUCUCCUACUAUUACUCCCGGUAGCGAGGAGGAUAUUAAUAUUCAGAAAUUCGUUAAACCGUGGACGCAUUUUGCUAAAACCGGCAAUCCCACUCCUGAACAAAUCGACGUCUUGAAUAAAGUCGUUUGGCCGCCAGUUCAAGAUGAAAGUAUUAGCAAUAUUUUUGACAUAAACGGAACUGUUAGUAUUACCGGUAAUUUAGAGAGCGAAAGAACGAAAUUCUGGGAGAGUUUGUAUAGAGAUUGUAAGGUUUAAUUUAUCGAAAACGAUGACGCGUAUUUAGAUAUAGUACAAUUAAAUUAAGUAUCAUUUGAGAAAUUAGGGACAGGCUGAGUUUUUGACAUAUGUAUCUGGGAGUCUAGAUGGUCGUAUCCCCAUCUAUUAUGGACACUCUACCAAUUUAUAAACAAAAUUUUAAAUUAAGUUGUCUCAAUGAAGCAAAAAAGUGUAAAAACAGAAAUGUAGAUCUUCAAAUUUGCAAUAUUUGUUUUGUUUGAGAUAGAACUCUCUGUAGUUCACUCCCAAAAAGCUAGAGAGUGUUAAAGUUUUCAAAAAUCAUGUUUUCUUAAUUUUUACUUUUUAAAAGUGAUUUUAGCUAUAAAAACUAUGAUUUCAAAAGUUGUAAAUUUCAAAAAAAUAGAGUUGUUAAUAACUUAUAUCAUUUGGGGUAUAACCUCUUAGACUCCAGAAACAAUGUAUCAAAAAUGUCCCCAAUAUGUUUUACGAAAAUUCGAAUGUAGUAAUAAGUUUCAGUGAUAAUCUUUGUACGAAAAUUAAGGCGAUUAAAUUAACCAAAGAAUUUUGAUUGUCUUAGAGAAAGAGGCUUUUUUUACGAUAUGUAACCAAUGCCAAUUGUACAUAGAUGCUUUAAACAAUGAAUACAUAACCUAAAAAUACUUUAAUAGGUUAAUAUUUUCAUUUUAUAACGUAUUAAUAGGUUUUCUUACGAAAGUGCCUCCAUUAGUUUUGUUAUUUAGUUUUUAAGACGAUUAUAGUAUUAAAAACAUGAGAUAUUUGUUAGUUUUUAAGUUGUGUUUGUAGCCAUUAAGGAGUAUUUAUAUUUAUUUAUAUUUUGCAAAUAAAAUAAGUAUUGGUAUAUGAUGCAUAAUUAUUGU